Molecule: messenger RNA, 624 nt
Organism: Bipolaris oryzae ATCC 44560
Lineage: Eukaryota; Fungi; Ascomycota; Dothideomycetes; Pleosporales; Pleosporaceae
Exons: 3
Coding region: 1-624 (207 amino acids)
Source: RefSeq, a predicted model, not a curated record
AUGAUGACACCACCUCUCCGUUCAGAGCGUCGACAGACCAAGCUCGCUAGAAGGCAGAGCGGGAGCAUGCUCGGUUCCCCACUGCAACUAAGCAUCCCCCCUGCUGCAUCCCGCCAGCAUCACCCUCUCACUCCAUAUCCCUUCGAAUCGAAGCCCUCUGUGCGUCAGAAGCAGAAUGCUAUCAAGGCGCUCUCUCAAUCUCUUGCUAGUGUUGUCGAUGAAGAACCAUGUGAAUCUCAUUCGCAACCGCCCUUAGACUUCGACCCCGCGGGACGCUCGUAUGAUGACUCCAGUUCAAAUUCCGAGAAGGCGGUAUCACCACCUACCACGACGCACGAAUUUCGAAACGACGCCAUGACGCACUACGUUGGAACGGCAACGUCUCAGUCACGAGCCUACACGCGAUCCCCAAACCUGCAAGCCCGGUUUAAUACAGUAGUCAGAAAAGCGAGCCAGCUUUGUGCGAUGUCCGAUUCUGAAGUAUACCUAGCCGUGCGACAUGGAGGUAACUUCUAUGUUUACAACUCUGUCGAUGUGGCUUCGCAUCAAGCCCCAGAACCAGAGGCACAUGAACGCAUCGUCAAAGUAGCAGUCGCGAGCAGCACUUGUGGUAUGACUAUCUAA